Molecule: messenger RNA, 1453 nt
Organism: Notodromas monacha
Lineage: Eukaryota; Metazoa; Arthropoda; Ostracoda; Podocopida; Cyprididae
Source: the annotation of a GenBank genome assembly
AUGCACCAAAUCGGCAAGGACAGCACUCAGGACGAGAAGGCAGCGUCUGCAAUUCUGGCUGUGCGACUGGACGACGAGCUCAACGGACGCGCCGUUCAAGUGCGCGUGGUGCAAGGCGAGGAACCCGCUCACUUUUUGCACGUUUUCAAGGGCAAAAUGGUGACUUUCAUGGGCGGCAAAGCCAGUGGAUUCAAGAAUUUGCAAGACCAUGACACGUACGACGUGGACGGCACUAGGCUGUUCCGCAUUCGCGGCACUUCCGAAUUUGAUGUCCGUGCGGAACAAGUGCCGGAAGUGACUGCGUCCCUGGCUUCCGAUGACGUCUUCCUCCUCGAGACUCCAACGGCCACUUACAUCUGGGCUGGAAAGGGUUCGUCCGAUGAAGAAAAGGCGAUGGCCACAAACAUUCGCUCGGUGGUUUCCCCGAACGCGGAGCCGCAAAUGGUUGCCGAGGGCGAAGAACCCGAAGGGUUCUUCGAUGCCCUGGGGGGCAAAGGAGACUACAAUGCCGACGUCGGGUUGCCCAGCAACCCACUUCUGGAACCACGUCUGUUCCACUGCCUACUCACUGCAGCAGGGUCGAAUGGCGCGGGAUAUUACCACCUGUGUCAGAGGGUCGAUGAUGAUGUUGGUUUCGCUGAUGGAUUCUAUAAAAGCGAGUACAUCAAGACUGACCCGACUGAAAGAUCUUUGGACAACACGGUUAUAUUCGCUGUCAAACAAGGCAUGGAGCCUGUGGCGUUCAAGUCCGUUUUCCCCAAGUGGGAUGACGCUUUGUGGGACGUGAGAAAACUUCGCGUUGAGGAAGUGGCAAACUUCGACCAAGAUGACUUGAUCGUCGAUGACACCAUGGUCCUGGAUACUGGGGCCGAGGUUUAUGUCUGGAUCGGCAACGGGGCUCUUCCUGAUGAAAAAGCCAAAGCCUUUUCAAUGGCUGAGGAGUACAUCAAGACUGAUCCAACUGAAAGAUCUUUGGACAACACGGUUAUAUUCGCUGUCAAACAAGGCAUGGAGCCUGUGGCGUUCAAGUCCGUUUUCCCCAAGUGGGAUGACGCUUUGUGGGACAGUGAUAAAUCGUUGGACCAGGUCAAGCUGGAAUUAGAAGAGCGGAAUGCGUCUGUGGAGUGAGACACUACGUGGGCCUUUGUAAAAAUAUGGCUAUAUAUACAUGGCUUUGAGAUUUAUGUGAAUAUCCUCCAUGCACAUGCUGAUGAGUUAACAAAGGCGGGAGGUGAUUGAUUCUGUCCAAAGAAUAUAUUUUUUUUUUUUGCUGCUGGCUUCGCUUUAAUCAUAUUGGCGGAAAUUUCCGCAGGGAAGAAGGAUUGAAUUGAGCUGGCAACAUUUUCCUUGUGGUGUAAUGCCAUGCAUGUACAAUACUGAAAAUCCUGAUGCUUUGAGCCCUUGCUUACUUGGAAACAUAAUAAAGAAGGCAAAGAAUUUUGCUGAAGGUGGA